AUGGAUCCAAGUUCAUUGUCGUCAAUCAGUAUGAGUCUGGACGAUACAUUUUUCUCUGAAAACGAGGAGUCUCAAUCGGAUAUGUUCAGCAGCGAUGGGUAUAGCGUUGUUUUUGGACCUGGUGAGGCUUCAGACAUUACGAUGCCUUUCACAGAUGUACCGUCCAUGCGUUUGAGUGGAAUCACACUAGAUGGUAUGGUAAAUACCGUGGUAAAGAACUGUUCUUACCCCAAGAUAUCUGCAGAGCAUGUUAACGUUGUCAACUUUGCUCUGAAGAAGGGGCACCUGUUCAAAAUCGCAGACACGACGAUUAAUUUAAUUGGUGCACCAACCAAAGAAAGGGCAAUGCGAAUUUUGGAUGAGCUGGCAUCUAUUUUCCCUAAGUCUCUGAAUGCUAAGUUGAGGUGGUGGGCUCCCGUAGCAGAUGGCGAGGUUACGUCCUUGAAGCCAAUUGGGUAUAAUCCUUUUGACAACACGUUUUACGAGCAACCAGAGGUCAAAGAUGGUUACGAUGGGGUGGAGCAUACUGUUUUCGUUCUUUAUUACUGUGAUGAGGCCGUUCAAGACACAACUGAGGCGUUUAGUCGUUUGGUAGCUGGCGGCCAAGUUCCCCCUCCAGCAGACUCCAUCAUUCUCCCUCUCGCGGAUUAUUUAUUGGACCCAACUGCUCACUUAUGCUCACAGAUUCCUGCAUCUAUGCGUAGUCCUUUGGUUGAGGUCGAAAUCAAUGGUCGUUUGUACCGCGUGCCCUUCACGGUGAGUUUACUGGAGACUAUAAGCGCCGAUCAACUGCUACGCAAAGGCGGACGAGUUGUUUCUCUGUCUUAUUGGAAUCCCCUUGGCGUGAUGGCUGCUCUAUACGCCACAUCAGUUAUCGCAUUUUUGACCAUAGUGUUGUUGUUGGCUGUAUCCCCGCUUGUGUUCUUUUUGAUUUUCAGCAGUAACCCAUGUGCUCGGUUUUUCAACCCAUCAACCUGGAUCUUAACCAAUUCUGAUUGUGGGGUGAACCAGUCGAUCACAGCCGGCUCAGCGGUAAAGACUGGGUGUUUUAGUUUCGGCCACACUAACAAUAACAUCUCCUCAGUGGGCCAUGCACUUGAACCAGAUUUACUCAAUACCUUCAUUAGGAAGACAAGUCUGGUCACCGAUAUGGCUGUCUCUGCUACCAACGCUGUUACUGUCUCUGUCGCUUUAGCUGUGCGCCUAAGUUAUGAGUAUCUAUCUGCACAAUUCCGAUCUUUUUGGGCGUAUGUGAAGCAUCUAGAAACACGUGCAAAGCAUUCAGAAAAAGUUCGUCAAUAUAAACAGGAACAUGCGAAAGUUGUUUCAAAAACUCUUACUUGUGACUCUGCAGGUUUUACCGCACAUUUUGGAACCCCUUCACCUACUGAUUCAUGUGCAAACUUUGAUGUAUCUCUCUCUGAUGUUCUCGAGGCUCAUGUUAAUCCUUUUUUGAGUUCCGUACAGAGCUCCGUACGACACUCUACCGGCACCGGCCUGGAUCAUUUGAACCAAGCUUAUAAGGCCAUUGCACCCAAGAUUGAGUGGUUGACCCACCCCAAACAAGCGUGGAGAGACGAUCUUAUCGUUAAGAUGCAGAGUGCCAAGGGGGCCGUAUGGGCAAAUGUUGACAGAUCCUGCCAACAGAUUAAGCACAGUAUUCAACAGACCGGCAAAUCUUUCUCGAAAACCGCAAGAAGCGACUGGUCACAUGCAUCGAAGUGGGUUGGCGAUAUGCGGGGCGGGAGUUCCAAAGGAAUUUCCAGAGCUCACAAAUGGUUCCUAGAUAAAUAUGGCAAGCGAGAAAGCUUUACAAGAGCGUCGGAAGCUGGGUAUAAACGGGCACAAGCAGGACUCGACUGGCUCAAACGGAAAGCGAGUCGGGUGAACGUCCGGCCAUUUUUCAAACAAUAA
Messenger RNA from Wickerhamiella sorbophila, 1914 nucleotides. RefSeq lists its product as hypothetical. The record is from RefSeq and is a predicted model, not a curated record. Bases 1 to 1914 code for a protein of 637 amino acids. The transcript has a single exon. Lineage: Eukaryota; Fungi; Ascomycota; Dipodascomycetes; Dipodascales; Trichomonascaceae.